GUUGGAAGAGCCAUCACUUGACUGCCGCAUUCCUCCCUACGUUCUAGAGGAGAUAUCCGAUUUACACAUGUUCAGGAUGGUGACAGCUCCGUUCGUAGUGCCUGCUUUAAAAAAGCACACUGCCACCGUUAUCAUGGCCCAUGGCCUUGGCGACGAUGGCUCCGGGUGGAUGAUGCUUGCUCGGAAUUGGCGCCGUCGAGGCAUGUUCGAUGAAGUGUCGUUCAUAUUCCCUAACGCGCCCUCAAUCCCAAUUACAGUUAAUUUCGGCAUGACCAUGCCGGCUUGGUACGACAUCGCAACGCUCUCGGUCACUGCCACUGAGGAGGAAUUCCUUAGACAGCAAGACGAGCCGGGAAUCCUGCGAUCUCGUGACUAUUUCAACUCCCUCAUCAAAGAGGAAAUGGACAAAGGAAUCAAACCUUCCCGUAUCGUUCUUGGCGGCUUUUCACAGGGCGGAGCAAUGUCGCUGAUCACUGGCCUCACAUGCAAAGAGAAGCUUGGAGGGAUUUUUGCUCUUUCCUGCUACCUGCCUCUUUCCAACAAGGUCAAGGAACUACUUCCCGAAAACUGGCCGAAUGAGAAGACACCGGUCUUCAUGGCACACGGGAAUGCGGAUUCAGUUGUGAAGUUUGAGUUUGGGCAGAGUUCGGCAAAGCAUCUCAAGGAGAUGGGCAUGGAGGUCGACUUCAAUGAAUACCCUGGAAUGGGCCACUCAGGUGACCCUCUCGAGAUCCAAGACCUUGAGAAGUUUUUGGCGAAGGUAAUUCCGCCAGAGUCGAAAGAGGCUUCGCCUGGAUUAUGACUCGAUAAGGUUCAAUGUCUAUAUACCCCCUUACGUACAUUAUUAUUACCAUUAUUUGCUAUUUUUGUCGCGCAUCGGGUAUUGAGAUAGAGCGCUUGCAUUAGGAUUAUAGGUAUAAAUCUCAUAGCACAAUAUGCUUCUAC
This is a messenger RNA of Coccidioides immitis RS, 945 nucleotides long. Its product is annotated as acyl-protein thioesterase 1. Gene Ontology annotation, cellular component: cytoplasm. Gene Ontology annotation, biological process: protein depalmitoylation. Bases 68 to 802 code for a protein of 244 amino acids. The record is from RefSeq and is a predicted model, not a curated record. Gene Ontology annotation, molecular function: palmitoyl-(protein) hydrolase activity; carboxylic ester hydrolase activity. NCBI's taxonomy places the organism in Eukaryota, Fungi, Ascomycota, Eurotiomycetes, Onygenales, Onygenaceae. The transcript has 6 exons.